Messenger RNA from Symbiodinium sp. CCMP2592, 5430 nucleotides. Lineage: Eukaryota; Dinophyceae; Suessiales; Symbiodiniaceae. The record is from the annotation of a GenBank genome assembly.
AUGCGGCUCCCAACUUCCCUUAAGGGGAGAGACGACUGGGAGCGCUUUGCCUUUCAGGCAGAGUCUUACCUGGCGGUCGUGGACACCAGGUAUCCAGCAGAGCUGGAAAUAGCUCGAAAGUGCAAGGCGCCACUCCAAAUGGCAGCCAUGACCGAGGAAGUGCGGACCCUUAGCGUCCGCCUCUUCGGCAUGCUGGGCAGCUGGACCCAGGACUCCGCCACAGCUGUAAAGCUGGCGCGCGGAGUGAAGGGCCAAAAUGGGUUCGAGCUCUGGCGUCUCCUGUGGCAGGAGCAUAACCCAGAGAACGAGUCCAAGAACCUCACCUGGAGGCGGACCCUGCUGAUGCCGAAGUUCCCGCCAAAGGAGAGUGACUUCUCCUUGGCUCUGCAGGAAUGGGAGGCAGAUGUGGACCGCUACGCCUCCGAGUAUGGCGCAGGGCGCGCCCUAGCAGAUGAAGAUCUGCGGGCAGUGCUGGUGACCGAGAGCCCCACCGCUCUUCGGCAACACCUCGCUAUGCACGCGGCGAGUCUUUCGACUUAUGCCGAGGUGAGGGAAGUGGUGGUGAGCUACUUGCAAGCCAAAAGGGUCUGGACCCCGAGUGCGGGCUACGCCGCCUCCUCCCGAAGGGAUCCUAACGCCAUGGACAUUGGCAGAAUAGGGGACCGAGACGGGAAGGAUGGAAAAGGCAAAGGCGACAAAGGCAAAAAGGGGGAUAAAGACCAUAAGAAGGGCAAGGGCGACCACAACGACAAAGGCAAGAAAGGGGACAAAAAGGGGAACCAGCAAGGAGGCAGAGACGGCAAAGAGAGAUGCCCCAUCUGCUGGAAAACGGGGCACACCGUAAAAGAGUGCUGGUUCAACGCCAAAGGAAAAGGCAAAGGCACCAAGGGCCAGGUGGCCCAAGUGGCCGACGACGCGGCCACGACGGUGUCAACAGCUUCCUUGGCGACUGCGGGUCCCUCCGCGUCUCAAGUUGGGGGAAGCACCGGCGGCUCUGGCGGCAAAGGCCAGGUGCGCCAGGUGCGCGACGACCGCAUCUUAGGUGUGCGGUUUGCCCCGCCUCACGACACCGAGCCAGAGGAGGACAAAAUCCUCAAGGUGUCGGGGAGUCUUCUUGUGGACUCCGGGGCGUGUGUGUCCGUGUGCAGGCCCGAGGCGUUUCCCGACCUGCAGCCCGCGGGCCCACCAAAGAGCCUUUACUCGGUGGACAACAGCCGCCUGAAAACAAAGGGCCGUGUCCAGCCGAGCCUCCUCUUAGGGGAGGAGCGUCAGUCCUGCAAGGUCAACUUUGAGGUGACCGAGGACAUAGAGGAUGAAAUCCUCAGCAUCAGCCGUGCUGUUGAGGCCGGUGCGGGCAUUUGGCUCCACCGAGAGGACAGCCACAUUUUGUGGCCCGACGGCGUCCGAGCCUCGAUCCUCAAGAGAGGGUCACAGUUCCUCCUACCCUACGAGCGGGAGCUCCCGCCGGGGUCAACAAACCGGGUGGCACCGGUGGCGGCAGAGCCACCAAACCCAGGCAAGGACCUGGGACACUACGAGUACAUCCCGGAGCACGACCUCGAAGCUCGAGAGGUAGAGGACGCGGCGAUGGAAGCAGCAGCCGACGAAGAGGCCGCAGCUGCUGAAGAGGAGGAGGCUGCGGGAAACCCCGCCCCUCUAGAGGAGCAGGCCGAGCAGCCUAACUCCAGGCCACGCGGCCUAAGGGCACCGCGCAACCCCACGGCGCAGGAACGCGCCGAGCACGAGCUCACUCACACGCCCUACCAGGCGUGGUGCGAGAAGUGCGUGGAGGGAAAGGCACGCGAGGACCCUCACCGCCGCCGUGAGCCCUCGGAUGAUCCGGUGACGCCGCUUGUCACCAUGGAUUAUCAGUUCUACAGCCGGGACGGGAAAGAAGUUGAGGAAGAAGCGUCGCUUGCCACGGUGCUGAACCUCACAGACAGGGCCACUGGCUGGACUCUGUCAGUUCCCGUGGCGCACAAAGGGCACAGACACGCGGCUUACGCCGCAGGGCUUGUGGAGCAGUUCGUGGACCGCCUGGGGUACGACAAGUUCACCCUGCAGGCCGACCAAGAGAACGCUAUAGCCUCUGUGGCCCGUGCGGUCCACCGCCGGCUGGGAGCUGCUAGGGUGCGUCUUCGGGACGCCCCUCGCGGGUCACACCAAAGCCAAGGAUCCGUGGAGGGAAGGAACGCACACCUAGCAGGCGAGGUUCGCACUUGGCUUUCGCAGCUAAGAGCGGACUACCCCGCCUUAGAGUGGGACACUUCGUCCAACCUGUUCCCGUGGCUGGUCAGGCACGUGGCCUGGCUGCAAGCCCGGUUCGGGACCAAGUCGACGGACGGGGUGACACCAUAUCGGGCAGCCAUUGGCACCGACUAUGGUGGAGCACUUUGCUCCUUUGGAGAAACCGUUCUAGCUAAGCUCCCGAGGCCCGGGAACAAAGCGCAGGUGCGCUGGGUCAAAGGGGUCUGGGCCGGCAAGCUGGAGCGCGACGACUCCCACGUGGUGCUAACCGAAGCGGGCGCACUCAACGUGAGGAGCGUCAGGCGACUCCCGCCGGAGACCCGACACCAGACGGCAGCCGUUCUUAAAGCGUGCGGCCUGCCUUGGAACCCUAGAUUUGGCCGCUCAGCGCCAGCAGAGCGCAGCGAGCCGAUGAUGGUUCCAAUCCCUCUGGCCACGCCGGCCGAAGAAACGGAGCGGCUAGAACCGCCCGGUGAGCCCUGGCUCUUCAGCGAUGGGCCGCGGCCCGACGACGAGGCCCUCUUAGUCGAAGGGGCCGAGCAGGCCACGCCCCAGCCGCCAACGACGGCUCAGGCGAAGGGGGGCAGAAGCGCGACUCUGCGGCAGCCGCCUGCAGCAAAGAGCCGGGUGGAGCCCAAAAAGGCACCGCGGCUAGGAGCGCUCACAGAGCGCGAGGUGUGGCAGCACAUCGCUGCCUUAGCCGACCCGCCGCUCACCAACCACAAGGGCGAGCGGGACGCGUGGGUUGGGCAGGUGACAGACCUGCUAGACCGGAUGCUCGACCCCAAGCAGGUCGAGCAGGCACGCAAGGAGCAGCUAAGAAAGCUGUGGGACCGAGGCGCUUUCACGCCCGUGCUGCGGUCUGAAGUACCGCGCGGGGCGCAACUGUUCAGGGCAAAGUGGGUCGACAAGUGCGACAAAGGGCGGUACAAGUCAAGGUGUACCUGUGCCGACGUCAAGGCCCGCUACAGCCCAGAACAGGAAGCUGGCUUGGACGUUUUCGUCCCAACGCCAACGCCCGAGAGUCACUCCCUACUUGAGGUAGCAGCGCUACACAACGAGGGGUGGGUCACAAGGUCUCUGGAUAUUGUGGCCGCCUUCCUCAUAGGGAGGGACCGCGGUGCGGCGGAAGGCCGCCCGGUCUACAUGCAUGCGCCUGUGGAGUGGCGCGAGCUCUUUGACCAAUGGGUCUUGGAGCAGCCUGCAAAGGACCAGCAGUGGUACCGAGACCACUUCCGGGACUUUGUGUUCCGAGUGGACGGCAACCUCUACGGCCGAAGAACGGCUGGUUCCGUCUACAGGGACGAGCUGGAAGAAGUCCUCACCGGCAAGCUGGCCAAGGAUUACGACUUCCAGCGUGGCGUGAAGGACCCGUGCGUGUACCUAGACCGCCGGUCCGGCCUGAUCCUUCUCCACCAUAUCGACGACAUCCGUGUCGCAGGCCCCAAGGCCGCAGUGCUCAAGUUCACGGAGGUAGACCUCCCGACGCACUGUGAGAUAACGGUGGGAGAACUGGAAGAGCCGGGCACAGCGGUGGAGGUCCUGGGAAGGACCAAGGUGCGCACAGAGGACUCUAUCCUCACGCUGCCCGACAGCAAGCACGCAGAGAAUGUGUGCGAGCAGCUGGGUAUCGGUCCAAAAGACAAGGGGACCGUGCCUAGCAAACCUCUAGACCUGACCAAGGUCGAGGAGCUCUCUGCGGGUGACGCCGCGAGGUUCCGCAGCGCCGUGGGUAGCGCUAUCUACCUAUCGGCGGACAGGCGAGACAUACAGGUCUGCGACUGGCUCGCUGCGGAAACCCUCGCGCGAUACCUGCGGGCAACCCCGCGGUUUGGAAGGGUGGUUGUGCUGGACCCCGCGUCCAAGAGCACAGCCCUUCUGAACUUGGAGGUCUACUCCGACUCCGACUGGGCAGGGUGCCCAGAAACGAGAAGGAGCACAGACAACAUAGUUGCCUGUCUCGGGGGAGCAGUCAUCCAGACAAGCUGCCAGACACAGCCUGGCCUCCCAGCCACCUCCAGCGGAGACGCGGAGAUCCGGGGAGUGUCAAGAGCAGCAAGGGAGGCUGUCUUCCUACGAGAGCUUGCGGAGAAGGACUUUGCCCUAGCCUGCGGCGUGCCGCGGCUCUGGGCAGACUCCGCAGCUUCGAUCGGAGCCGCCAAGCGAAUAGGCCCAGGGUCCAAGCUGAGACACCUGGAAGUCGCGGAAUUCUUUGUCCAAGGCGCGCUCAGAGCCAAACUUCUCGAACUGAGAAAAGUUAAGGGAACCGAAAACCCGGCAAACUUCGCUACCAAGCACGCGAAGACUGGACCGGAGGUGCGGCAAUCCCUGCCCUCCAUGGGCAUGGUGGACCUCGAUGCGGUCGCAGGCGCCACCGAGGCUCUGGCCCAAAAGGGCACGAUCAAGACGAUCCAGGCUAGCCCCUGGAAGAUGAGACCGCCGACCAAGCUCACGAGCUCGGCGCUCAUGGCCACAAUCGUGGCGCUGCAGGUUCGACCUGCCAAGGCCCAAGGGCACGACUUCGCAGAGCUGGUGCUCGGCUUCGCGGCCCUAGGCUUCCUGGCCUUCCUGUGGAUGCUUUGGGGUUUAGUCUCCUGGUUCUGCAGGUGCAGGCGUGACAGGCAGGAGCCGGAGCCCGAGGAUGAGAUCGAGCACCACGCCGAGCGUGCCGAAGAGCCGCCGCGUGCAGCUCAAAGGGCCACUGAGAUCUGGCUAGGGCCAGAAGAAGAAGCGCCAAACCAGGCGCAGCAACGAGGAGGUGGGCAGCAGCCCAGGGGGGCUCAAGAGCCAGAGCCUGAGGGCGAGCGGACCCCAGGUCCGCCCCCUGUGGCAGACGCGCCACCACCACCGCCGCCCGCUGCACCAAGAGUGCGGCGCAGGCGUAGGGGACCGGAACCCCUUUCGGGGGACGACGAGCAUCUCUACGAGACAGCCCGCGGUGACAAGAUCCAUCUUUUCACCAACUGCAAUGGGCUGAGCUCCGUCCCGCCGGAUCAAAUCCUGAUCGGCUUUCGCUGCCACUGUGCAGCAGAUCCUCAGAACUCCGAGUUCCUCUGGACCGGGUUCGCCUUUCAAGUGGCCACCGGCCGCGUUGUGCGCCGGUACCACGGCCAACAGCGAGGUCACCAGAGCACCAAGCCCGGCAGUGCGAACAACUCCCGCCAGUGGGUGCCUCCACCCUAA